Manihot esculenta (cassava) is the source of this 4504-nucleotide messenger RNA. Its product is annotated as mediator of RNA polymerase II transcription subunit 15a. Lineage: Eukaryota; Viridiplantae; Streptophyta; Magnoliopsida; Malpighiales; Euphorbiaceae. The record is from RefSeq and is a predicted model, not a curated record. Gene Ontology annotation, molecular function: chromatin DNA binding; transcription coactivator activity. Gene Ontology annotation, biological process: regulation of DNA-templated transcription. The transcript has 12 exons. Bases 155 to 4192 code for a protein of 1345 amino acids.
AAUAAUUACUUGUAGUAAUUCACCCUCCUAAUUCCAAUUCCAUGUCGUCUCUCUGUUCUAUUUUGCUGCAUAUUUUCAAGUCUUCCUGAUAACGAACGACAGAAACAGCAAACAAAUCAGCGAGAAAAAGCUUCCAAUCUCAAGUUCGAAUCUGAUGGACAACACUAACUGGAGGCCUAAUGCCCAAGGUGGAGAACCUGCAAUUGACACUGGUGAUUGGAGAGCUCAAUUGCAGCCUGAUUCACGACAGAGAAUUGUAAACAAAAUAAUGGAGACAUUAAAAAGACAACUUCCUUUUUCUGGUCAAGAUGGAUUAGAGGAACUCAAGAUAAUUGCUGUUCGAUUUGAGGAAAAGAUUUAUGCUGCUGCCACAAGCCAGUCCGACUAUCUACGGAAAAUAUCUUUGAAGAUGCUUACACUAGAGUCCAAGUCCCAAAAGCCAGUGCCUAAUCCUUUGCCACCCAAUGCACCUGGCAAUAACAACAGACCCCCUGAUCCUGGAGCAUCUCAUAGCAUGCAGCCUCAAGUCCACAAUCAAGGGCAGUCACUUCCUAUCCCAUUGACAACUAACCAGUCUCAAACACGUCAGCAAUUAUUAUCUCAGACCAUUCAGAAUAACAUGACAUCCACUGGGGUUCAAAGUUCUGCCAGUUUAACAUCUGCAUUACCUUCUGUUUCUGGUUUAACACAGAAUUCUAUCCCCAGUGUUGUUUGCCAGAAUCCUAACAUUCAGAAUAUUUCUGGAGUUCCACAGAACACAGUGGGGAAUGCUAUGGGACAAGGGGUCCCCUCCAAUAUCUUUUCCAAUGCUCAGAGACAAAUGCCAGGAAGGCAACAGGUUGUUCCCCAACAGCAGCAACAACAAUCCCAAAAUCCUCAGCAGUAUCUUUAUCAGCAGCAGUUACAACUCAUGAAGCAGAAAUACCAGCAUGGAAAUCUACCACAUUCACUUGUGCAAUCUCACAUCCAACAACAGCAACAACAGCAACAGCAGCAGCAAAACCUUUUACAGCAGACUCAGUUGCAAUCUUCUCAAUCCAGUAUGCAGACGUCAUCUGUUAUGCAGCCAUCUAUGAUGCAAUCCGUAAUUUCUGGUAUUCAACAGGGUCAGCCUCCUUCUGUUCAGCAAUCAACACAAUCCAUGCUUCAACAGCAUACGCAAUCGGUCCUCAGGCAGCAGCAACAGCCACAACAGGCUUCUAGUAUUCAUCAACAGCAAACAUCAAUGAUGCAGCAGCAGCAACAGCUAAUGAACCAGCAAUCAAAUGUCGCCAAUAUGCAGCAAAAUCUGUUAAUUGGACAACAAAACAAUGUUGGAGACAUGCAGCAGCAGCAGCAGCAGAGAUUGCUGAGCCAGCAGAAUAACGUUCAAAAUCUGCAGCAGCAGCAGCAGCAGUUAAUGGCCCAGCAGAAUAACCUCUUGAGUAUGCAUCAGCAGCAAUUGGGCUCUCAAAGUAAUGUCUCUGGUUUACAGCAUCAGCAACAGCAGCAAUUGCUUGGAUCCCAGCCUGGCAACUCAAGCAUGCAGACUAAUCAGCACUCUGUACAGAUGCUGCAACAGCCCAAAGGUCCAUUACAGCAGGAACCUGCAAAUAACUUAGUUCCAACUCAAGGCCAGCAGUCACAAUCACAGUCUUCACAGCAGCAAUUGAUGUCACAAAUUCAAUCUCAGCCAACACAGUUACAACAACAGCUGGGUUUGCAACAGCAGUCUAAUCAAUUACAGCGAGAUAUGCAGACAAGGCUCCAAGCAUCAACUCAAGCACCAGCUUCCUUGCUUCAACAGCAGAAUGUAAUUGAUCAACAAAAGCAAUUGUAUCAAUCACAAAGGCCUCUCCCAGAGACAUCGUCAACAUCUCUUGAUUCAACGGCGCAAACCAGACAUACAAAUGGAGGUGAUUUGCAAGAGGAAGUCUACCAAAAGAUCAAAAGCAUGAAGGAAAUGUACCUGCCCGAACUAAAUGAAAUGUACCAGAAAAUUGCCACAAAGUUACAGCAGCAUGAUUCUCUUCCACAACAACCCAAGUCAGAGCAGCUUGAGAAGCUAAAAAUUUUUAAGAACAUGUUGGAGCGCAUAAUAGCAUUUUUACAGGUUUCGAAAAAUAAUAUUUUGCCUGGUUUUAAGGAGAAAUUGGGUUCCUAUGAGAAGCAGAUUAUAAAUUUUAUAAAUACAAAUAGACCCAGGAAGCCUAUUCCAUCCCUUCAACAAGGACAAAUUCCCCAGCCUCACAUCCAGCAAUCACAAUCUCAAGUUUCUCAAGUGCAGUCUCAUGAAAAUCAAAUGAACCCCCAAAUGCAACAAUCAAUGAAUUUGCAAGGAUCUGUGCCAGCAAUGCAGCAGAACAAUAUGUCAAAUUUGCAGCAUAAUUCUCUGUCUUCUUUAUCGGGUUCUACAUCACAGCAAAACAUGAUGAAUUCCCUACAGCCAGCUUCCAAUUUAGAUUCAAGCCAAGGAAAUGCAAUGAGCUCAUUGCAGCUUGCAGCAGUCGGAUCUCUACAACAGAAUCCUGUGAGCACUACACAACAGGCCAAUAUUAACAAUUUGUCAUCACAGAGUGGGGUAAAUAUGCUGCAGCCAAAUGUUCCCCUUCAGUCACAUCCCAAUAUGCUUCAACAACAGCAUCUGAAACAACAGCAAGAACAGCAAAUGUUGCAGAAUCAGCAGCUCAAACAACAAAUUCACCAGCGCCAGAUGCAGCAACAGUUACUGCAGAAGCAGCAGUUACUGCAGCAACAGCAGCAGCAACAAUUGCACCAACAGGCAAAGCAGCAGUUGCCUGCACAAAUGCAAGUACAUCAAAUGAAUGAUGUCAAUGAGCUUAAGAUGAGACAGGGGAUAGGUGUUAAGCCAGGUGUCUUUCAGCAACAACAUCUCUCUGCAGGUCAGCGCACGGCUUAUCCCCAUCAACAGAUGAAACCUGGGUCUUCAUAUCCUAUUUCUUCACCUCAGCUGCUUCAGGCCGCCUCCCCUCAGUUUUCACAGCAUUCUCCACAAGUUGAUCAGCAAAAUAUAUUGUCAUCUCUGACAAAAAUUGGAACCCCUUUGCAAUCUGCUAAUUCUCCUUUUGUUGUACCAUCUCCUUCAACUCCUUUAGCCCCAUCCCCUAUGCCUGGUGAUUCUGAGAAACCAUCUGGUAUUUCCUCACUUUCAAAUGCUGGAAACAUUGGACAGCAACAAAUUGGUGCUCAAGUACUAGCUCCAUCCCUUGCUAUUGGCACUCCUGGGAUAUCAGCCUCACCUUUGCUUGCAGAGUGUACUGGUUCUGAUGGUGCACAUGGCAAUGCUUUGACUACUGCUUCUGGCAAGUCAAGUGUAACAGAGCAACCUCUUGAGCGCUUGAUUAAAGCGGUAAAGUCUAUGUCCCCUAAAGCUUUGAGUGCCUCUGUCAGUGACAUUGGUUCAGUUGUCAGUAUGAUUGACAGAAUUGCGGGAUCAGCGCCAGGUAAUGGAUCUAGAGCUGCAGUGGGUGAGGAUUUGGUGGCAAUGACAAAUUGCCGCAUUCAGGCAAGAAAUUGUAUUACCCAAGAUGGAGUGAAUGGGACAAGGAAAAUGAGGCGAUAUACAAGUGCCAUGCCCUUGAAUGUUGUAUCAUCAGCUAGCAGCAUAAGUGACAGUUUUAAGCAGUUGAAUGGUCCAGAGACAUCUGAUUUGGAGUCUACUGCAACAUCAACUGUCAAGAAGCCUAGAAUUGAGGCUAAUCAUGCCCUUUUGGAAGAGAUACGCGAAAUAAAUCAACGACUUAUAGACACAGUGGUUGAUAUUAGUGAGGAAGAUGUUGAUCCAACUGCAGCAGGUUCUGCUGCUGGAGGGGGUGAAGGAACCAUUGUUAAGUGUUCUUUCAGUGCUGUAGCUCUCAGUCCAAACUUGAAAUCACAGUACGCUUCAUCACAAAUGUCACCAAUUCAGCCCCUUAGAUUGUUUGUGCCUACAAAUUAUCCUAAUUGCUCCCCAAUACUGUUGGACGUGUUACCGGUUGAAAUCAGUAAGGAAUACGAGGAUCUUUCAGUGAAGGCUAAGUCGAGGUUUAGCAUUUCUCUCCGUAGUCUUUCGCAGCCUAUGUCACUUGGGGAAAUUGCAAGGACCUGGGAUGUUUGUGCCAGAGCAGUUAUUUCUGAGCAUGCCCAGCAAAGUGGUGGAGGAAGCUUCAGCUCAAAAUACGGAACAUGGGAAAACUGCUUGAGCGCAGUGUAGUUCCUCUUUAAUGGACGUGAUUAUUUUGCAAGCUUUGCAAAAGCUGGUCCGUUCAUGAUAAGACCAAACAAGCAAUUUUUGCCAGUAUUACAAACAUCCUGAAUACUCCUGAAGCAUUUCCUAAAUGUAAAUAUCCAUCCACUGAAUAAUUAUUUAUGUUUUAAUAUAUCUAGUAUCAAGUUUUAGGUUGAAUAGCAUUAUCUACGCUGCAAUUGGUUAACUUUCAUUUCAAAUGGAUUGUGUAACCAAACAAUACAUUUAUGUUGCCUGGUUAAUGCUGAAUUGAGAGUCCCUUUUCUUUUUUGGCGACAA